Prorocentrum cordatum is the source of this 471-nucleotide messenger RNA. NCBI's taxonomy places the organism in Eukaryota, Dinophyceae, Prorocentrales, Prorocentraceae. The record is from the annotation of a GenBank genome assembly.
AUGACGGCGCCUCUGCCGGCCGCUGGUGGGUCGACGCGCCGGGACAUUAAAGACCACUUGGAAGCGACGCUUACAGCUGCGGAGUUGUCCACCGUGGGCAAGCGUAACGUCCAGGACGGGGUUAUUUACAUCGAGCUGAAGUCCAGGGCCCACAUGGACGCUAUCGUUACCAAGUUGCGCGCGGAUCCUAUCGACACCGCCGAGUUCGGCGACCGGCAGGCGCGCGACGGACGUCUUCGGCAGAAACGUGAACGUCAAGAGGAGGCAGUCCAGGGUGCGUCAUCACAGACGGCGCAGCUAUUGGCGCUCUUCGGCACGGGCGGCAGCAGCAAGGCGAAGAGGAAGUUCGCCAAGUCAAUCGCAGGCACCUUGGAGAUUUCCACGAGAGCGUCUUCGUCGGGCUUGCGGCUGAAAGGCAUGACCGAGCAGAAGGCGGAGAGUGAGGAACGCGAUGAGGACGGGGAGGAGUGA